UAAAAUCUUCAUAUUUCAAAAUGGCAGCGGCAGCUGUUGCCCCGUACAAGCAAAACAAAUAACAACGAACAGUUGUUGUUCGCGUGUUGAUAUAUAUAAUUAUUAUGUCAAGCUCAGAAGAGGAGGACACUGAUGAAAGACAGCUUAAAAUCACUUUAAUAGGAGAUGGAACAACUGGAAAAACAUCAAUAUGUACUCGGCUAUCACAGGAAAGUUUCGAAAAACAGUACAAUCAAACAAUGGGUCUUGAUUUCUUUUUAAAACGAUACACACUACCUGGAAAUAUUAAUGUUACAUUGCAAGUAUGGGAUAUUGGAGGUCAGCAGAUCGGUGGCAAAAUGCUGGAAACUUAUUUAUAUGGAGCGAAUGGGGUGGUUUUGAUAUAUGACUUAACAAAUUAUAGUAGCUUUGAAAACUUACAAGACUGGUUUGAUGUUGUUAAACAAGCAUAUGCGAGACAAGAAAAAGUGCCAUAUGUAGCACUAGUUGGUAAUAAGAAAGAUUUAGAACACUUACGAACUGUAAAAAAAGAAAAGCACACUGAAUAUGCACAAAAGAAUGGUAUGGCAAGUUUUUUCCUGUCAGCAAAAUCUGGAGAUCAAGUAAAUUUUUGUUUUCAGAAAAUUGCUGCCGAUAUUCUUGGGGUGCGUUUGUCAAAGCAGGAGGUUGAACAGUCAAAUCGUGUUAUAAAAGCAGACAUUGUUACUUAUACAGAAACGGAAGCAGCUGCACGCGCCCCACCAGGCCAUACAAAGAGCACAUUUUGCGAAAUUCAAUAAAAAACUUAUUUACAGAGAUUUUUAUUUUCAUGAUGACAUAGAUUAUUGUAUCACAUUUACUAUUAUUUCCUCCGUAAAAUAAGUGUUUCAUCCUUGGAAAUCAAAGCUGGUUUACAACAGACACAGGAAUAUCCGAGAGACAAGGUUAUUUUUUCAAUGCAUGAAAAUUAAGUAUUAUUUUCAAAAGAAAUUCAGCAAAUUUUUAAAACAGUCACAGAAUCAUGAUAAGCAAAAAGCAUAAAAACACAAAUCCAUAUAUUAAACUAAUGCGAAUUGUACAACUUUUUUGAAACAUACGCAUGGUUGUUUCAUGGUUGUUUCUGACAAUGUCAUUAAUUAUAUGUCGCCAUCACUGAUUAGUGAAGAUAAUAGAGUAAAUACAGUAUGCAUAUUAAGAAACCUAUAAUGACAUGACAGAAACAUUUUAAACUGUGUUUUUAUUUGAUCAUACUAACAGUUAAUAAAAUUUUACACCAAUAUUACAUUUUAUUUAAUAACAUUGUAUCAAACAAAACUUUAAAGCAGUAUACAUCUUUCUGCGUUAUAGACGAUGUAAAUAUAUUUAUACAUUGCUAAUAUAAAUCCAAAGUUAUCCAUUGCCCUUUACAAAAAAUUACCUUGAAUCUACUUUUCGUGAGGAUACAAUAUCUGUUAUGUAUUGUGUUUCUAAUGGCAUGUUUUAUUUAACUAAAUUGUUUUACUUUAAAAUAAGCCUAUCUCAUACAAGCUUGACAGUGACACAGAUAUCAAAAUCUAACUUGAUUGGGAAGGUCUGACAAAAUGAUUUUAAUUCUAUAGGCAAAUACUGAGUCCUUUGUUAUAAUGAGUCUAAAGUUAUUAUUGCACUCUGCCAAUGUAAUAAGGCAUUGUUAUUUUUACCUUGUAGUUUUUGUAAAAUUAUUUUAAACGUUUCACGUGUGCCUAUAAGAAAAUUUCUUACUGUUCCACUGAAGUUUGUCAUGAAGAUGUUCAAUUUAUCCUGUAAAAGUCUGAAAGGUGGACAUCAUUAUUGUUAUUUAUGGAGCAAUUUAUGUAAAAUUUAUGUUUCUUGCGUACAAUUUAG
Hydractinia symbiolongicarpus is the source of this 1842-nucleotide messenger RNA. Its product is annotated as ras-related protein Rab-28-like. Gene Ontology annotation, molecular function: GTPase activity; GTP binding. Gene Ontology annotation, cellular component: endosome; Golgi apparatus. Lineage: Eukaryota; Metazoa; Cnidaria; Hydrozoa; Anthoathecata; Hydractiniidae. The transcript is spliced from 2 exons. Bases 105 to 779 code for a protein of 224 amino acids. The record is from RefSeq and is a predicted model, not a curated record.